Messenger RNA from Erythranthe guttata (spotted monkey flower), 829 nucleotides. It is a transcript of the gene NDHU, whose product is annotated as Chaperone DnaJ-domain superfamily protein. Lineage: Eukaryota; Viridiplantae; Streptophyta; Magnoliopsida; Lamiales; Phrymaceae. The record is from RefSeq and is a predicted model, not a curated record. Gene Ontology annotation, cellular component: chloroplast thylakoid membrane; chloroplast; NAD(P)H dehydrogenase complex (plastoquinone).
UUAAUAUCCAUUCUCAAAAAAAAAAAAAAAACUUGAGCGCACAUUCUGCAACAAUGGCUGCUUCAUCAACAGCCACCGGAGCAACUACUGCUUACUACAUAGCUACUCGAAAUCACUUAUCAUCGACUUAUCGGCAUCCAAUACCACCUUCACUUUCAACGUAUCUUAAAGCAACAAAGCCACCCAAGAAAUUCCUACUCAUUAUUACGAAUUCCGGCGACGCAAGUGUUACUGCAACUGAAGAGGAAUCCGAGGUGCCGGUGGAAGUUCCUGAAAGGUCUCCAUCCCUUAUAUCAGCACUUAAUGUGGAGAAAGCUUUACGCGGCAUUGCAAUUACAGACGUCGAUCAUUACGGUAGGCUGGGGCUACGGAGUGGAUGUUCGUAUGAUCAGGUUAAUGUUGCUUUCAAGAAUAAGGUAACGGAAGUGAUGAAUAGAGGGCUAGCUGCAGAAGAACUCGACAAGGAAGUAGAGCUGUUAAAGGAAUCGCAUUCGAUUUUAUCAACGGUAGAGGAGAGACGGCUGUACGAUUGGAGCUUGGCUAGAAGCGGGAAACCUGAUAAAUACGUAUGGCCUUUUGAAGUUGAUAUUACUCAACCCCCAACCGAAAUCCCUCCCCCUCAGGAGCCAGACGAUGAAGGGCCAACAAGAUUGGUGGGAUACUUCAUUUUAAGCUGGUUAACUUUAUCCGUCAUACUGUUUAUUGUCAUCAAUCGUUAGCCAAAUAGUUACAUUAUUAUUCAUUUCUAUGUUUUGGGAAACAUAUAGUCUCCAAAAUAUAAUGUAAUUUUUAUGCAAAAAUAAAAAUGAUAUUCAGAUCCCUCCAUGUA